AAAGAGUUGUCCCCAACAGAAGUGAGCUUUCUUUGGAGGGAAAAAGUGAGGUGGAAAGUGAAAAGCUGCCUGCUUUAGAUAAUGCCCUUGCUGGCCUUGGUUGGCUCACUCUUCCUCCUGCCAGGGUAUUUCUGUGAGCUGACUGGUCCUGAAACUGUGCGUGCAAUCCUGGGGACAUCUGCACAUGUGCACUGCACCUAUGAUCAAAAAUAUGAAGCAAACGUGAAAUAUUGGUGCAAAAAAACUAACAGAGACUGCCCCAUCGUUGUUCAGACGUCUGGGUCAGAGAAGCCAGUGAAAGUAGGCAGAGUCUCCAUUAGAGACAGCCAUGCAUUACGCCAGUUCACAGUUACAAUGGAGACCCUCACUGCCAGGGAUACUGGAACUUACAGUUGUGGGGUGAAUGUGAACAGAGGUCCAAACCUAUUGGCUCUUGUUAAUGUGACAGUAACUACUGGAAACUCAAACAGCCCUGAGCUAAGUGAGGACUUCUUUUCCAGCCUGGAUUCCAGCUCCAUCAGUUAUCUGAUAUAUGUGUCCUUCCUGGUUUCGAUUGGCUUGAAAAUGCCCAUCCUCCUGUGUCUGGUCUUGGCAAUGGGCUGGAUAUAUAGAAAGAAAAAGUGGUCAUCUGAUCAAGUGACAUCUGAGACACCAUCAUGAAAGCCUUAUUAAAAAAACUCUAUACUGUGUAUUCCAAACAAUGUAUCAAAAUCAAGACAAUGCAAGAACAAAAUGUCCUAGAUGGAUUCCCCUUUCACUCAGCUAGUUUUAUUUCCAUUCCAGAUCAAAAAGGAAUCGGAAGGAGGAGGAGGGAGGACUCCACAGUUGAAUGAUACCUUUAUUAAUUAUUGACUAUAAUGAACGUUGGACAGCUUAAGUAUCUCUUAUUCAAAAUGACUGGGACCAAAAGUGUUCUAUAUGUUUGAUGGGGGGGGGGGAUUUUGGAAUACCUGUAUUUGCAUA
This is a messenger RNA of Sceloporus undulatus (fence lizard), 963 nucleotides long. RefSeq names its product CMRF35-like molecule 1. Bases 82 to 660 code for a protein of 192 amino acids. Lineage: Eukaryota; Metazoa; Chordata; Lepidosauria; Squamata; Phrynosomatidae. Gene Ontology annotation, cellular component: plasma membrane. The transcript is spliced from 4 exons. Gene Ontology annotation, molecular function: transmembrane signaling receptor activity. The record is from RefSeq and is a predicted model, not a curated record.